This is a messenger RNA of Formica exsecta, 3493 nucleotides long. It is a transcript of the gene mor, whose product is annotated as SWI/SNF complex subunit SMARCC2. Gene Ontology annotation, molecular function: histone binding; DNA binding. Gene Ontology annotation, cellular component: SWI/SNF complex. Lineage: Eukaryota; Metazoa; Arthropoda; Insecta; Hymenoptera; Formicidae. The record is from RefSeq and is a predicted model, not a curated record. The transcript has 11 exons. The coding region runs from base 290 to 3349 and encodes 1019 amino acids. Gene Ontology annotation, biological process: positive regulation of DNA-templated transcription.
GUUUACCAACCAUCGCGUUUUCCCCCCUUCGCGUCAAAAUAACAUUUUCUAAUAUCUUCUUAUAUUUUCGACAUCGUGAAAUCGCGCGAGUGGCGAUAAAAUUUCGUUCGUAUUUCUAUAUCGGAUGUACGAUACAUCCUGUCAUAUAUAUAGUGACACGUGUUUUCGUUGAGAUAAACUUGCGCCCGACAAACAAGCACAGCCAACUUCAGAGGCGUGUCAUGUUUGCGCUUAGCGCGUUACUUCCCCAUCGCUUUCGUCGAGUUUCGUCGUCGAAAAUCUAUGAGAGAUGCUGUCGUUAGGCCCGAAAAAGGACGGCGGACCCAACGCCAAAUUCUUCGAGGCACAGGAAGUUCUUACCCAGCUUGACGGUGUCAAACAGUGGCUUCUCAAGAAUUGCAAGAAGUAUGUGCAAACGGAUCCGCCCACUAAUAAGAGUUUAGCCACAUUGGUGGUACAGCUUCUGCAAUUCCAGGAAGAUAAUUUAGGGAAAAAUGUAUCAAAGCCACCUAUGACUAGGCUUCCAAUGAAAUGUUUCUUAGAUUUUAAACCUGGUGGUGGCGUGUGUCAUAUAUUAGCUACCGCAUAUCGUUUCAAACAGGAGCAAGGAUGGCGGCGAUUCGAUUUUCCUGGUGGAAAAUCUGGAUCACGCAUGGACCGUACAGUAGAUAUGCUGAUGGCAGCGGAACGUGUCUUGAUACAGAAUAGAUGUAUGACUGUACCAAAUGUUUAUGUGAGACCGGAUGUUGAUAAGAACACAGCUGUGAAAGUCAAGGAAGUAGUUAGAAAGCAUCAGGGAACCGUCGUUGAAAAUGAAGCAGAUGCUACACAUAUUAUUUAUCCUCCAGUGGAUCCAAUGGAAGAAGAAUAUGCACGUCCUUGUAUGAGACGCGAGAGAUCGGUUCUAAUUCAUUGGUACUAUUUUCCAGACAGUUAUGAUUCAUGGUCAACACUAGAUCUUCCAUGGGAUUAUCCUGAAGGAACUUAUACAAAUACAAAUUCAAGAUCAGUGUACAAAGUAUCGGCUACAUGGGCUCUAGACUUGGAUCAAUAUAACGAGUGGAUGAAUGAGGAAGAUUACGAGGUGGAUGACAAUGGUCAGAAGAGAGUACACAAGUACAGACUUUCCGUGGAAGAUUUGAUGGCGCAGCCGUCUCAUCCGCCACCUGCAAAGAAACCUAAGAGAAAACGAUCGCCUAGCCCACCUCCGAAGCUCGGAAAACGUAAAAGUAGCAGAGCACCAUCGGGUAUACAAAGUGCGUCCGCAUCAUCGGCAACAGCUCCGAAGAAAUCACGCGGCGGCGAGGAAGAGGAAGAUCUAACUCAGGGAAUGGAGGAUCCGCCCGCCGAGCCUCGCAUCGUCGAAGUAGUUGCUACACCCACGAAUCUACCAAUUACAGGCCAGGGUAACUCAACAACAGGAAAUUCUACUUUGGCAUCUACUGGUAGUAAAAAGCAAGAUAGUGAGCUUCAACCUCUCAAAUCCGGAAAUUUGACCGACCUCGAUGAACAAAUGGAAGGGGACAAAGGUAGUUCUCAAGGCGGCCAAGACAGAGAAGAGAGAGAUACUAGUAAAGAAAGGGGUGAAGGUGGAAAAGGCGAUGAACCAGAAGAUAAUGUGACAGAGCAAACGCAUCACAUUGUUGUUCCUAGCUACUCUGCCUGGUUUGAUUAUAACUCGAUUCAUACUAUCGAGAAGAGAGCUCUAUCGGAAUUUUUCAAUGGUAAAAACAAAUCCAAAACUCCAGAAAUCUAUCUUGCAUAUAGGAAUUUUAUGAUUGAUACCUAUCGACUAAAUCCGACGGAAUAUAUUACAUCGACCGCUUGCAGACGAAAUUUGGCCGGUGAUGUAUGCGCGAUUAUGCGUGUGCACGCGUUCUUGGAGCAAUGGGGACUCAUCAAUUAUCAAGUAGACGCAGAAUCCAGACCGACGCCCAUGGGACCUCCACCAACGUCGCAUUUCCAUGUUCUGUCAGAUACGCCGUCCGGUUUAGCUCCAGUCAAUCCAAAUCCACCGAAAACGCCACAGCCGUCCGCCGCGAAGAUGUUGCUCGAUUUGGAGAAAAAACCCGUGAUCGGGGCGGUACCGGAGGAGAAAGUUGCAGCGGGCGCAAUGGCGAAUUUUGGUCUGAAGAUCGACCAGUAUUCGAGAAAACCGGCAGUUCUGAAGAAUAAGCAAGCAGCAGGCGCUACCCGCGAUUGGACAGAGCAAGAGACGCUCCUGUUGUUAGAGGGAUUGGAACUACACAAGGACGAUUGGAACAAAGUAUGCGAACACGUGGGCUCGAGAACACAGGACGAGUGUAUCUUGCACUUCUUACGUUUACCUAUAGAGGAUCCGUAUCUGGAGGAAGGUGGACCUGAAGGAUUGGGACCUCUGGCUUAUCAACCGGUACCCUUUUCGAAAGCUGGUAACCCUGUCAUGAGCACGGUCGCUUUUCUUGCAUCGGUCGUUGAUCCUAGGGUAGCAGCAAGCGCAGCAAAGGCCGCCAUGGAAGAGUUUGCGGCGAUAAAGGACCAAGUACCAGCUGCGUUGUUGGAUCAACAUUUAAGAAACGUUCAAGCAAGCGCUAACUCGGACGGUAAAUUUGAUCCAGCGGCGGGCUUGGCACAAUCAGGCAUCGCCGGUACAGGACCACCCGAACCGCCUGACGACACAACUGCAUCUGCCGCGACUCCCACGACGGGCGCAGCUAGUUCGCCUCAUUCCGCAGUGCCAACUCCCGAAGCAAAAAAAGAGGAAUCAGAGAAAUCUAAAGAUGCAAUGGACGUCGAACAAUCUCAGGUGGACGUUACGAAGAAGGAAGAUGAAUCGAAAGAGGGUGAAGAAGACGCAAAGUCCACCAUCGAUCCAGAGGCUGCGGAAGCGAAGGAAAAGAAGGAUAAGGUUGUAAGGGAUGCUCAGCUUCAAUCCGCGGCGGCAGCAGCGCUAGCGGCCGCAGCUGUUAAAGCUAAACAUUUGGCAGCUGUGGAGGAACGCAAGAUAAAAUCACUGGUUGCGUUACUAGUUGAGACACAGAUGAAGAAGCUGGAGAUCAAAUUACGUCAUUUCGAGGAAUUGGAAACUACAAUGGAGCGCGAGCGCGAGGGUCUUGAGUAUCAGCGGCAACAGCUCAUCACCGAGCGGCAACAGUUCCAUUUGGAGCAGUUGAAGGCGGCCGAAUUCAGGGCGCGACAGCAGGCUCACCAGCGAUUGGCUCAGGAGCAACAACAGCAGCAGCAACAACAGAAUCAACAACAUCCACCCUGGCAACCGCCCGGCGCGCAACAGCAGCAACAACAACCGCCGAGUCCGCAGGCUCAGACUCAACAACAACCGCCACCGCAUACACCGCCGCAACAGACAUAACUCUUUCAUGGAUCUUUUGGUGGCUGUUCCGGAUUGAGGACACACAAGGAAGACAUCAGAUGGGAAUGAUAAUGCUGGAGAAGCUGUGUCAUGUAAGCCCGCCUAACAACACCACUUGUGCAGCAGUAUAGCAAGUUCGCAAGA